AGGUGGUGUAUUUUCGGCAACACGACACUCACAAUACUCCAAUUUCUUCCUCCUUCCUUGAGAAGAGGCAUCCAUCUCGGGAUAAAUAUACAAUCGUCGCUUGCUUUACUCGUCAGAACGGAACCGUCUCAUCGAUGUCGUAGAUGAGGACCCUUCAACAUUUCCCUUGGAUGAAUGAGUGGUUCAUGGAAGAUGAUCACAAUCACUGAGUCGAUGGACAUGGCUCCGAGUGCGAUGUUACCUCUCGUCUCUUUGGGAGUUUGUCCGCUUGCGCUAGGUUGUCUCGACUUGCUCGGUAUCCCAGAGCAGCUGUGGAACCCGACUUGCACCGUCGCAGAUGAUUCGCGCAUCGAUCAGAGCGUUCCAGAAUCGCUUAACAACGACAUCGACACGGCUUCAUCGUCGCGCGACCACAAUCAAGUCAUUCCUCGAGAGCUCACUGUCAGCAUUUCAAAACCCAAUCAUGUCGUCCCAACCUUUCUCCAACCAGACUAUGCCCAGUGCCCACCCUUUGAGCAGGGUCCAUCCGGUGAAGAGGAAUCGCAGACUUAUCAAAUUGAUCCACCUCCAGAGAUUCCUUCCAGCGUUGCCCCGAAGAGGCUCUGGAGACCAACCCAAUUUCCGAAACGGACCCUCCGACCGAGCAGCACGAGAUCGUUACCAUCACCACGUUUCCUAAGAUCCUUGCACGCCCUAUCAUGAGGGUCGAGUCUUAUGGUGGACUCAACGAUACCAGAAGCAUGACUCGCCUCGCCAAUGGAGCUUCAGAGUCCAUCACUCCUGGGAAGAGGCGACAACCACCGCAUCAUCACGGAGAUGCCGAUUCGGAAACGAGCGACAUGAGUCCACAGCUUACGAUACGGAAUCUACCCUUUCCAUCUAGGUCCCGCCGCAA
Molecule: messenger RNA, 895 nt
Organism: Dissoconium aciculare CBS 342.82
Lineage: Eukaryota; Fungi; Ascomycota; Dothideomycetes; Mycosphaerellales; Dissoconiaceae
Exons: 3
Coding region: 175-702 (175 amino acids)
Source: RefSeq, a predicted model, not a curated record